Messenger RNA from Arabidopsis arenosa, 931 nucleotides. NCBI's taxonomy places the organism in Eukaryota, Viridiplantae, Streptophyta, Magnoliopsida, Brassicales, Brassicaceae. The record is from the annotation of a GenBank genome assembly.
UUCUCUGUCUCUGCCAAAACCUCAGAUCGGAAAAAACGGAAAUUCGAAAAACCCUAAGUUUCGAAAGAUGAGAAUCGCUCGUUUCGCUACUCGUUCCAUCAACGACGUAGCGUUCCUCCGACCAUUUCGUUCCAUCGUCUCUAGAAGCCUCGCCACCAACGCUAACGAAGAUCCAAACCAGAAUCGAUCUUCUUUUGACUCAUCGGACAAUCUCGAUUCGUUGUUUGGCGACUACAAUGGCAACGAUGAGAAAAGCAGUGGUUUCUUCCAGCAUCUUAGUAAAGCGGAGAAAGAUAAGCGCGAUUUCAAUGGCUAUAAUAGAUCAGGAGGGUCGAGAUACUCCGGUGGUAGUUCAAUGAACAAGGACGAGAGCUUUGAUCCUUCAUCUGAUGGUGUUGAUGGGAAAUUGAAAGAAGCUGCACUAUUUUACAAUAUGGAUGAAGGAGAUGGCUUGAAGGAGUACUCGUUUAGGCCCGAUUUCAACAACAGUUGGGGCAUUAAUAACUUCCCUAGGAUGCAGAAACAGAUGCAAAAUCCUAGACAGAAUAAUAACAAGUCUGAGGUAACUACUGAGGAAGUUUUGAAGAAUGCUGAUUUCAGGAAUGUUAGGUUCCUUGCAAAGUUCAUUACCGAAGCUGGGAUCAUCAUUAAGAGGAAGCAGACUGGCAUUAGCGCAAAGGCACAAAGAAAGAUUGCUAGAGAGAUCAAAACAGCCCGUGCAUUUGGCCUUAUGCCUUUCACAACAAUGGGUACAAAGGCAUUUCAGUUUGGGAAAACCAUGGAGAACAGAGAUCAAGAUUUCGAAUAUGAAGUGCUUGAUGAUGAUGAUGAGUUUGACGAGGGAAAUGCUUGAAUCUGAAGGAUUGGAUUGGGUUAGUUUUCAUUUCCAGGGAUUUGGUCAAAUUAUUUGGAAUAAGCUACUGUUAUCAAG